GUUGCAAAAGAAAUUGACCUAACACUACAACAGAUAGAAGAAAGAAAAAUGGAAACCAAGUCCAUCAUCGUCUCCCUCCUCAUCCUCCAGCUUGCUGUAACCGCUUUUUCCAAAGGCGGACAUAAGGGAAAGGGCGGUGGCGGUCAUCAUCGUGAUCAAAACCCUAUGCACCAACCUCACGGCUCUCACAAGGACGUGCAUGAGCCGGGAGGUCCGGCAGGGGGGAUUGCAAAGCCAGGAAGCAAACCACAGGUUGAGUUCGGAGGAGUAGAUGAACAAUUUGCACCCAGCAGUGGUGGAGAUGCAUCUGGCGAUAAGAAGUGGUGCAUUGCCAAAGGUGGUAUUCCUAAAACUCUUUUGAAGAAUGACUUCGAUAGUUUGUGCAAAGAGGUCGAUUGCUCGCCUACAAACGGAACAGGCUUGUGCUAUACCGAAUCCAUCUUCGCCAAGGCCUCAUUCGCCAUGAAUCUGAAGUAUCAGAAGAACGGUAAGAAGGAUGCCGACUGCGUUUACGAAGGAAGAGCAGAGACUACCACCAAAGAUCCCAGCUGGGGUAAGUGUAUAAUGGUGUCUUCUUAAGAGUUGGAGGCGAAACGAGAAGGAGAAUCGAAGUACAAUUAUCUUCAGGCCUUUGGGGGCUGUAUACAUAUAUAAUUAGCAUCAAAUUAAUAAAUGUGUUGAGCAAUUUCUCGAUGUAGAAAUAUUUUACAUUAAUAAAACCAGGUACUUUUUU
Messenger RNA from Fragaria vesca subsp. vesca, 733 nucleotides. RefSeq names its product glucan endo-1,3-beta-glucosidase-like. The record is from RefSeq and is a predicted model, not a curated record. NCBI's taxonomy places the organism in Eukaryota, Viridiplantae, Streptophyta, Magnoliopsida, Rosales, Rosaceae. The transcript has 3 exons. The coding region runs from base 49 to 579 and encodes 176 amino acids.